Messenger RNA from Impatiens glandulifera, 2949 nucleotides. RefSeq names its product tRNase Z TRZ3, mitochondrial. Gene Ontology annotation, molecular function: 3'-tRNA processing endoribonuclease activity. Bases 55 to 2760 code for a protein of 901 amino acids. Gene Ontology annotation, cellular component: mitochondrion. The record is from RefSeq and is a predicted model, not a curated record. The transcript is spliced from 12 exons. Lineage: Eukaryota; Viridiplantae; Streptophyta; Magnoliopsida; Ericales; Balsaminaceae. Gene Ontology annotation, biological process: mitochondrial tRNA 3'-end processing.
UUUCUCCGUUGACGAAGGAAGCAACAAAGAGAAGGAAAACCUCCAUUAAACCCAAUGCCCCAAUUGCCGUCUUUGCGCCUCCUACUCUCCUCCGCCAGUUAUCAAACAUCUCCUCUCAAAUUCUCUUCUUUCUCAAAUCUCUUCCGACCCAGAUCUUCUCCAAGUUUCCGGCGACGCACUAUUUUCACUUCCUCCGCUUCUUAUCCCAAUAGACACAGAGACAAACCCAGUUCUCGUCCCCUUAAUCUAAGUCGUCGAAAAGGCAGUUCAUCGAUGGAUGAUAUUGAGGAUAAUGGGUCUAUUGGGUUUAACAAAAGGAGAGCUGAAGGUAAGGAUAAGUCUGACUUGCCUAAGAAAACCCUCAAAUUGAAAGACGCUAAACUUAAUCCUGUCAAUACAAUUUGCUAUCUUCAGGUUCUAGGAACUGGAAUGGAUACACAAGAUACAUCACCAUCUGUUUUGCUCUUUUUUGACAAGCAAAGAUUUAUCUUUAAUGCUGGAGAAGGAUUACAACGCUUCUGUACAGAACACAAGAUUAAACUGUCCAAGAUUGAUCACAUAUUUUUAUCUCGGGUCUGUUCAGAAACUGCAGGCGGCUUACCAGGUCUUCUAUUGACAUUAGCUGGAAUUGGAGAAGAAGGAAUGUCGGUUAAUGUAUGGGGUCCUUCGGAUCUAAAUUAUCUCGUUACAGCAAUGAGAUCGUUUAUUCCCGGUGCAUCCAUGGUUAACACUAAAACGUUCGAGAUGAGUGAGUCAACAGAACCCGAAAUCGUAGUGGAAAAUGAGGUGGUGAAAAUAUCAGUCAUUCUAUUGCAGCCAGAUCCAGUUGUAGGCCAAAACACGAAAAAUGAUAAUCACCUUUUGUCAAAGGCUGGCGACAUAUCUGCCAUUUACGUUUGCGAAUUACCUGAAAUAAAAGGGAAAUUCUAUCCGGAAAAAGCUAUUGCUCUUGGCUUGAAACCCGGGCCCAAGUAUCGCCAACUGCAAUUGGGUCAGUCCGUGAAAUCAGACCGAAAAAAUAUAAUGGUUCAUCCUAGUGAUGUUAUGGAUCCUUCCAUACCGGGUCCCAUUGUACUUGUUGUCGACUGCCCGACAGUAUAUCAUUUGGGAGAAAUUGCAUAUACUGAAUCCCUUCAAAGCUUUUAUGGAGGUAUAUCGAAAACCGUUAACUGUAUAAUUCAUUUGAGUCCCCUAUCUGUAGUAAACACGGAUGAGUAUCAAUUUUGGAUGACGAGAUUUGUCGGAGCCCAGCAUAUUGUGGCAGGACAUCAACCUAAAAAUGUUGAAAUUCCGAUUUUGAAGUCUAGUGCUAAGAUUGCAGCUUGGCUCAAUUAUCUUUGUCCUCAGUUCUUUCCAUCUCCAGGCAUUUGGUCUCUUCAGAAACAGGAAGGGUCAUAUUCAAAGGCUUCAAAUGAGGAUCCUUCCUCGGAGCCUUGCAAAACUAUUUCGGCUGAAAAUCUUCUAAAGUUCUGGUUGCGGCCUAGUUCUCAGUUUGGUUUGGAUAGAUCCGGUGUUCCAAGUUUAGCUUCCACCUCAGAUGUAAUCAAAGAAUUGUUUUCUGAGAUUCCGGAUAUAGAAUCUGUGGCGAAGCAGAUUUCGAAGUUCUGGGAUCUUGAGAAAGACAAGGAAGAAGACAUGGUUGAAGAGCCGUGGUUGAGUGAAGAAGAUGAUGUUCUUCCUAGUUGUUUGGAAGAUAUAUCAAGAGAAGAAAUGGAGAUUGUCCUUCUUGGAACCGGAUCUUCUCAACCUUCAAAGUAUCGAAAUGUUAGUGCUGUCUUCAUUAAUCUUUUCUCAAAAGGAAGCUUGCUUUUCGAUUGUGGUGAAGGAACUCUCGGCCAACUUAAACGAAGGUUCGGUCUUGAGGGUGCUGACAAGGCGAUCAGAGGAUUAAGAUUCAUAUGGAUCUCUCAUAUUCAUGCGGAUCACCAUACGGGUUUAGCAAGAAUUCUCGCACUCCGACGCGAUUUAUUAAAAGACGAACCACACGCACCUAUAGUCGUCAUAGGUCCUCGACAACUUAAGAGGUAUUUGGAUGCAUACCAAAGGCUUGAAAAUCUAGACAUGCUAUUUCUCGAUUGUCAAAACACUGAAGAUUCUACCAAUGACGGUCAAAAAGAUGUCGAUUCAAAUCUAUUCACCCGUGGAAGUCCCAUGAGGAGCUAUUGGAAACGUCUGAAUGGUGGUAUUGCUAAUGAAAUUGCUUCGUCUAUUAUGAACGACUUGGAAAAGACUCUCAAAGAGGCGGGAUUAGAAAGUUUGGUUAGCUUUCCUGUGGUUCACUGCCCUCAGUCUUACGGUGUUGCCUUGAAGGCCUCGAAUAGGGUAAAUUGCGACGGAAAAGUUAUUCCAGGUUGGAAAAUUGUUUAUUCAGGCGAUACUAGGCCUUGUCCCCAACUAGUUAAGGCUUCUCGAGGGGCUACGGUUCUUAUACACGAGGCUACGUUUGAGGAUGGAAUGGGGCACGAGGCGAUUGCGAAAAACCAUAGUACGACAAAGGAAGCUAUUGAAGUCGGGGAUUUAGCAGGAGUAUACAGAAUUAUCUUGACUCAUUUCAGCCAACGGUAUCCCAAGAUUCCAGUUUUCGACGAAACCCACAUGCACAAGACGAGUAUAGCCUUUGAUCUGAUGAGCGUUAACCUAGCCGACCUUCCUAUGCUCCCGAAAGUUCUCCCGUUUCUUAAACUCCUAUUUAAAGAUGAAAUGAUUGCCGUUGACGAUGAAUCCGAAGAUGUUGUUCUUGCCGAUGCUGGUCGAUUAUAGAUUUUCUAUUUAUUUUCUCAGUUUUGCAUCAUAAUCUUGUUAUCUAAGGUUAUGUUUCCUUAUGUAGGUAUAAGAAUAUCAAUUCAAUUAUUAUGUGUUUUCAUUUCAUUUAGUCACUUCUAAUGUCCUCAAACAAUUGCCUAUAUUACAAUUCUUUCUUUGAAUUUCUUUUAUCCUAUUGUGAUUUCA